Molecule: messenger RNA, 822 nt
Organism: Rubroshorea leprosula
Lineage: Eukaryota; Viridiplantae; Streptophyta; Magnoliopsida; Malvales; Dipterocarpaceae
Source: the annotation of a GenBank genome assembly
AGGGAGCGUGCUUAAGUCGAUAGAUGGCUUUCUUCAGUUUGCAAACAUGAUGAGGAAGAGUUUGAUCAAUGAAACCUGCCAGUUAAGCCAUGUAUAAAUCUUCCUCAACAGAGCCAUGAAGAAAAGCAUUAUUCACAUCAAGCUGCCGAAUUGGCCAAGCUUGACUUACAGCAAUAGUAAACACAAUGCGAAUGGUGGUGGGUUUGAUAACAGGACUGAAGAUGUUGGAAUAGUCGUGACCAGGCCACUGGGAGCGAGUGACCAUGGGGCAAGUUUAGUGGGUAAUGGACGGUACUGGGUGGGGGGGAUUGGGACCGGACUAGGUGAGGGAGAGUCGGGGACUGGGGAAGGUGAGACAGAGGCCGGUGACGAGAAGGAGACAGGGGAUAGGGUCGAGGAAGAGGGAGAGGGAGGGGAGUCGACGGUAACGGAAGAAGUAGUGAGAGAGUGGGAAAUACCUGAGCAUGAGGGAGAGCGGACUAGAUCUGAACCGCAAGCAAUGGGAGGUGAUGCAUCUUGCGAGAUAGGGAUGACGAAGUCCUGCGGAGUUGGGGUGGCAGUGGAGGGGGGCACUGGUGAUGGCAAGGCUGGGAGAGGAGCAGAGGAUGGAGCUGAGUUUGGUGCCAGAGACGGAGAAGGAGAAGGAGAAGCCGAGUUGAUGGAGGGCUGAGGCGGAAUUGAAGGAGAAAAAAUUAGAGAUUUGAACACUGGUGAGAUUAGGGAAAUUUUGAUUUUGAGAAACUGAUUGACCUGUAGAAGCCUGAAAAGGAAAGUGAUUUUCAUGAAAAGUAACAUGUCUAGAAAUAAAUAUUUUAUUAGUUU